This is a messenger RNA of Serinus canaria (Common canary), 1770 nucleotides long. RefSeq names its product ras homolog family member D (gene RHOD). Gene Ontology annotation, biological process: cell migration; small GTPase-mediated signal transduction. The transcript is spliced from 5 exons. NCBI's taxonomy places the organism in Eukaryota, Metazoa, Chordata, Aves, Passeriformes, Fringillidae. Gene Ontology annotation, molecular function: GTP binding; GTPase activity. The coding region runs from base 428 to 1057 and encodes 209 amino acids. The record is from RefSeq and is a predicted model, not a curated record.
GGAGGAGGGAAUGGGACGUCGGGGAGGGCACAGGGGUCCCAUCCCUGGGGGCUGCGCUGUGCAGGGGGAUCUGCACGAGCGGGAUUGGGAUGGAGAGUGGGAUCGGGAGCGGGAUCAGGGGAUGAGAGAAUGCCUGAGGCAGCGGGCAGGAGUACGAGGGUGCGUCACACAGGCAGGCAGGACACGCAGGUGGCAGUGUGACGCUUGUGCACCGCGAGGACCUGCCGGGAGAAGGUCACCUGUGCGCCAGGACACCUGUACGUGUGUCCCGGCCACUGUCACGGCCGCGGCCCCAGCCCCGCGGCGGGCGGGCCCGGCGGGCGGGUGACAGCCGCACCCUGGACCGGGCGGGUGCUUCCCGCCUCCCUGUCCCUGUCCCUGUCCCCGGCGAGGCCACUCCGGCACCGUGGCCUCACCGGACACCCCCAUGCAGCGGGAGCGUGGGGAGCAGAGCCCAGGAGCCCCUGAAACCGAGGUCAAGGCUGUCAUCGUGGGGGAUGGAGGCUGCGGGAAGACGUCACUGCUGGUGGCAUUCGCCAAAGGAGACUUCCCCAAGGUCUAUGUCCCCACCGUGUUUGAGAAGUACACGGCGUCCCUCCAAGUUGCCGGCAAGCCCGUGAAGAUCCACCUGUGGGACACAGCAGGACAGGAAGACUAUGACAGGCUUCGCCCUCUGUCCUACUCAGAUGCCAACGUUGUCCUCAUGUGCUUUGAUGUCACCGACUCCAACAGCUUUGACAACAUCCUAACAAAGUGGUACCCGGAGGUGAAUCACUUCUGCAAGGGGGUCCCGGUGCUGCUGGUGGGCUGCAAGACGGACCUGCGGCAGGACCAGGAGGUGCUGCAGAGGCUGAAGGACGGACGGAUAGAGCCCGUCUCCCGCCAGCAGGGAGAGGCCAUGGCCCGGCAGGUCCGCGCCGUGUCCUACAUGGAAUGCUCGGCCAGGUACCAGGAUAACGUCGGGAACAUCUUUGUGACAGCCUGCAAUGCCGCCAUCAGCGCCGCCCGCCGGAGGCAGCGCAAGGCGGGACCCAGGAGGGUCUGCGCGAUCCUCUGAGCCCCCCGGCUCAGCACAGCCCCCCAGGGUCUCCUGCUGUCCCCGAGCUCCGACCACCCCGCGGCUGCUGCCACACCUUUGCCUCCGCCACCGGAGUGCCGCUGCCACCCUCCCGACCCGGGGCUGGCACCUCCAGUCACCACGGGGUGACAGCAGGAAAGCAUUCCUGGCAUGAACUAUCACGCCUGCAUCCCAGAGUCCCUUUCCCACUGGGGAUGCCAGCGUCCUGUCCCUGUCCCGCCAGGAAUCCCAGCGUCCUGUGCCACCAUGGCUGCCAGCACCCCCUGCCAACUGGGCUCUGGGGACACAGAACUGAUUUGGGACUCCCCUUCCCGCUGGCAGGCCAGUGCAGGAGGGUGACUCCGGGUGACUGCAGGGCCAUCUUCUGCCAUUAAAGUGACACUAAACUCAUCGGCGUGAACGCUCCCUGGGGCAGGAGGAGCCCCUGCACGGCCUGGGGGCGUCGGGGACAUGGUGUGGGCGUUGGGGACAUGGUGUGGGUGCUGGGGUCCACCAUGUGCCCAGGAUGGAUGAGAGACCACUGGGAUGGGGUCACUGAUUUUGGGUUGAGGUGUGUGUGAGUAUGUGUCCAGGUGUGUACUGCACACACGGAUCUAUAACCAUAUGUAUGGUUAUAUAUAUAUGUUUUUAUAUACAUGCUACAAUAUAAUGUAUAUCUGACUAUAUAAUUUAUAAACAUCCAUAUCACUAUA